AUACGAGUCUAUAUAUAAAUCUCCGUCAGCCGCGUUAUUAGUAGCCGCCUAUUGCCAACAGAGUCUUUUUCAUCUUGUCUGCACAAACUCGUAAACAGGAAAAACGCUCGAUUUUUCUUUCUUUUUAUCUUACGCAUUAUCUACGUAGGCACUCUCUCGAUUUCCCGGAAAUCGUCCAAGGAAGCCGCCGCGAUCACCGACCGCGGGAAAAGGCGCGCGGUGUUUCUAGUUCGACGGCCGCACCAGGAGAUGGCCGUACUCAUUUCGGAGCAGAAGCACGGCGCGUUGUGCGAAAGAUCGCGCAAUGGCGCCCGGUCGAGAAGGACUCGCGUCUCCCGCGAGGACGAAGGCGCCUUGCGAUGAGAUUCAAAGUGGCGCGCGAUGCCUCGCCAUUUCGAAGUCGACGAAGCGGCGAGAUUUUCCAGGCUGCUCGGCGCGUGGCUGAGGCUGUCCUCUACCCAGAGAGAGAUCCGUUCUAUUAUGUCACACUGCGGGGAACGACACACUGUCGCUGUCUUCGGCGACAGGUAUAAAGGCGGGGCCGAACCCGCCUUUAUCAUUGUAUGUACAAUAUGACCUACAGCUUUCGGGGAGCGGGAGGGUUGACAAAGCCCGUUGUCGAGCCAGGGUCUCUUCGUUGCUAACAGACCUGGAUUAUAUGUAGCCGACGCGGCAACUGCUCGGCGUUUUUCGAGAGACGGUAUUUCCGUUCGCGAGCCUGAGGGAUCAACGGACUCCUUCGAAACGAAAGCCGCGAUCCGAUAUUUGUGAGGAUUUCUUUCUUCACAGUAGGCACGCGUUUGUUUCCUCGGAAGGACUUGUGGACUACGUGUGACGGCGUCCCAUGUUAGACUGUUCGCGACUACACCGACGAAUUUAACGCACCCUGAAGAUCCACGUGUCGUCGGCAGCCAGCAACGACUGCGAAAGCGGUUGCGAGGAGUUAGCGAAUUUUUUCAACGAGCAGUGAAGCCGCAAGCAGCAUGGACUCUUACUACGUGAUACCAUUUUUCCUAGCCGUCCACAUGCCCGAGUCCCUGUACGACGACGACGUGAGCCCCGAGUACACGUUUGAAGCGCGUUUCACGGCGACGACCUACGAGAAACAAUCGCAGCCCAAUGAGACAUCCUUGGAUCCUCAUUCCUCCGGAACAGCGCAGGCCAAAGAGAUCCUCAAGAGCAGGCACACCCUGACGCUGAAAAUCAAGUGUCGGACAUACACGCUAAACGCGCUGUUUUGUCACAAGUCGAGUCACAAGCAGCAGCCGAGCGAAGCGGAAACUCUAGAGUGGCUCGAGGACAACUACAGAAAGACUAUCUUCCAGGUCAGAUUUAACGACAGCGGCACGAUCGACUACGCUAUCGAGAAGUCGGACAACGAUACCGAGCAGUUCCUGUUAAACAUGUACCGCUCUAUCGGCACUCAGCUGAGCAUCGGCGCUAAAAUAGACUUUAAUCGGGAGAACAUGAUUUUCAAAACGAGGGAACGCUCCGUCAUCGGCACGUGCCCUACGGUCUUCAAGAUCAAGCGCCAGCGGACUGUCAAGAACGUGACACGCGUGCUGGAGAAGGACAUGUCGCUGUCGCUGCCCGACGAUUACGACUUGAAGGAGAACGAAGUGAUACGCGUCUUCAAAUGGAGGAACGUACCGUCUUGCUACGAGACGGUAAUUUACAUGUUCGGCAGUAUUUUCUGGAGAGAGUUCUACUCCAAGUACAUCGAGAAAAAUCCAGUGUCGUCGCAAAGUGUCAUGACACUGUCCAAGCACAAUUUUCUAUCCAAAACUCAAAACAUUUUUCACUUGUAUGACAAGCAUUUGAGGGUCGGCAGCGCUACGGAAGAUAUUGAAGUUGUUUUAAAGUCGAUAAAGUAUCGAGAAGAAUACGCGCAGAAGAUCUUGCUCCGUCCCCUCAUAGCGGGUGUGGUGGCGAAUGAGUGGCAUAAAACAUCAAAUUUUUAAGUUAUGACGAUAUAUGCGACUGUUUGUUAUUCCGGACAAUAUAUAAGAAUUUCUACUUUUACGAAUAAACUGACAAUUGCGUGACGAAA
Messenger RNA from Harpegnathos saltator (Jerdon's jumping ant), 2050 nucleotides. RefSeq lists its product as uncharacterized. Gene Ontology annotation, biological process: lipid transport. The record is from RefSeq and is a predicted model, not a curated record. Gene Ontology annotation, molecular function: lipid carrier activity. The transcript is spliced from 5 exons. Lineage: Eukaryota; Metazoa; Arthropoda; Insecta; Hymenoptera; Formicidae. Bases 984 to 1961 code for a protein of 325 amino acids.